Molecule: messenger RNA, 962 nt
Organism: Bursaphelenchus xylophilus (pine wood nematode)
Lineage: Eukaryota; Metazoa; Nematoda; Chromadorea; Rhabditida; Aphelenchoididae
Source: the annotation of a GenBank genome assembly
AUGGCACUUUUGGAAGAAGAAUUACGUUCAAUAUUGAAUUCCUUAUCAUAUUUGUCAGCCCAAGGGGAUCUCCCUGUUCAAACCUUUGCGACUUUGGUAAAGAACGCCCGAACUGAUGUUCUGGUUGAGCAUUUACAUCAGAGAUGGCUCUCCGAUUCAAAUUUUGGGAACGCCGCUGCAAGAAUUGUGGCUUAUAUUCAUCGAGUAAGUAAACCAGCAAACAAAUGUACGCAAAAUUGUUUAGGACAAUCCAAACGACAUGAAAUUACCAUCAAAAGUUUUGUCAUUGUCUCUGGAUGACUAUAAGAAGAGAUACGAAAUGAGGAGAAGUGAUCGCAAAAUGUUCAGAAAUUAUUGCCGAAGUCUGGUCGAGUUAAUGCCCAUAUUUUUGUAAGUAAGAAUGAAUUGAAGACAACUUUUUAUUUAGUGAUAUUGAUAAGUAUAUGGGCACCAGUCUGGUCCGUCCUCUCUUCGAUUGCAUGUUUAUUCUAACGGAGUCUAAUCCUGAUGACGGUGAUCUUCUAGUAAGUAUAACAUCACAAAGACAACGCUUUCAGUGUGUGGCGCAAAUUCUGAUAAGGUCAGGGCAACUGUUAUACGAAUUGGAUCCCCAUGUCUGCGAUAAGAUAAUCAUGAAAUGUCGCCUUUCCCUCUGCUCCAAUGACAUCCGUUUAAGCGAUUUGACAAGGUUCUCACUGCUUAAUGUAAGAUGAUUCAAGAUGAAAUCCUUACAGAGAAUUUAGGCGGCUGACCUUUGGACAUAUAGAUGGAAUUUGCAAGCAAUGCCAUACUGUCUACUACAAUUCUAUCAAGCACAAUACGAAGCCUAUCAUCUGAAUGAAUAUGAGGAUAAACGAUGGUUGCCUCAGGGCAUGUACCAAAGCUCUACAACAACGUUGGCACCUAGUUCGGUCUCCUCCUUCUCGAAAUUAACAAACGACGACUUUGAGAGUAUAGUUUAA